This is a messenger RNA of Nematolebias whitei (Rio pearlfish), 1785 nucleotides long. It is a transcript of the gene vtnb, whose product is annotated as vitronectin b. The record is from RefSeq and is a predicted model, not a curated record. Gene Ontology annotation, molecular function: polysaccharide binding; scavenger receptor activity; extracellular matrix binding. Lineage: Eukaryota; Metazoa; Chordata; Actinopteri; Cyprinodontiformes; Rivulidae. The coding region runs from base 29 to 1357 and encodes 442 amino acids. The transcript is spliced from 8 exons. Gene Ontology annotation, biological process: immune response; cell adhesion mediated by integrin; cell-matrix adhesion.
UGAAGGCUUGACUUUGCUGUGAGUUAACAUGAACCCAGCAGUGGUUCUGCUGGGCCUGGUCCUUCUGCUGGACACUACAUUUGGAGCAGAAGAGUCCUGCAUGGGCCGCUGUGGCUCCUUCGACCCGCAGAAGAAGUGCCAGUGUGACUCCAUGUGUGUGUACUAUGGGAGCUGCUGCAGGGACUUUAACACCAUCUGCCCCAGGAAAAUUUCUCGAGGAGACGCGUUUGAAGAGGCAGAAGAUGUGAACGUUACUGAGCUCACCACGACCCUCAGACCCACUGUGAACACAGCUGCACCCACAGUCCUGCCCUCAUCAACGCCCCCACCCACCACCACCGCGGGGCCCACGCCUCCUGAUGACCCGGACGCAGCACCCUGCAGCGGUCGACCCUUCGAUGCCUUUCUGCAGCUGAAGAACGGCUCAAUCUACGCGUUCAGGGGGGAGUAUUUCUUUGAGCUGGACGACAAAUCCGUACUUCCUGGUUACCCCAAACUCAUCCAGGAUGUGUGGGGGAUCUCUGGGCCCGUCAGCGCUGCGUUCACACGCAUCAACUGCCAAGGAAAGUCUUACAUCUUUAAGGGUAAAAAGUACUGGAGGUUCGAUGGUGAUGUCUUGGAUGAGGACUAUCCAAGGGACAUUUCUGUUGGUUUUGAAGGAAUACCAGAUGAUGUUGAUGCGGCAUUUGCUGUACCGGCACCAAAUCAUCGUGGAAAGGAGAAAGCUUACUUCUUUAAAGGGGAUAAAUAUUACCAGUAUGAGUUCAAGCACCAGCCGUCCCACGGAGAGUGUAUCCAGAUGAGCAGAGCUUCCCCCUCUGUGCUCUUCACACAAUACACGGACCUGAUGUGCGAUCAAACCUUGGAGGAUCUCUUCACUGAUCUUUUUGGAAGUUCUUUCAGCAGUGACAACAUUAGGCCUCAGUUCAUCAGUAGAGACUGGCUCGGCGUCAGGCCCCCUGUAGAUGCGGCCAUGGUGGGUAAAGUUUAUCUCAGUUCCAGUCCCACGGCAUCGACUCCACCUGCGAGGAGGCGAAGCAGUCGAAGGAGGAGGCCCAGCAAGAGGCGAGGCUGGCAUCGGAGAAGGCAGAGUCGCGAUAUUUUUGAUGAUCUGUGGCUCUACAACGACUGGUUUGACCUCAGCGAAGAUUACAGCGGCAUCGCUGAUGAAACCACAGCUCAGGACUACACCCCAGUUCAAAAUGUGUACUUUUUCAUAAGAGACAAGUACUACAGAGUGGCUCUGCAGACAAAACGUGUGGACAAUGCCAGCCCUCCUUACCCACGAUCCAUUGCAAAAUACUGGCUGGGCUGCAAGCGUGAGGAGGCGCCCGAUUCAUCCAAAGCAGAGAAGUGAUGAGCCAAGGAGAAAAUCCACUGCGUUUGAAUCUCUUUGAGCUCAGUAUAGUUCCUUUUCCAUCACAUUUGUUGUUGGAACAUUAAUCAUGAUGAUAAAUUCAUAAUGUGUGCUGUAGGAGGAUGAGUUUUACAUUUUAGUGCUGACUGCUUCCUAUAUUAUUUUCAACUUGUUUUUACAAUGCAUUUUUUCACAACCUUUUAAAGUUCUCUCAAAUGUACUUUUGGGUGAUGCAGGUCUGUGAUUUCUGCACGGCAUCAUUUUAUGUGCACACACUGACCUCUGCUGGGUAUUUUUUGCAUUUGACAAGUAUAUUACAGGACUCUGUGCGGAGUAAUUUCUUAAAGGCAUGUCGCCCUCUGCUGGACAAAAUGCAGUAAUAAAAACAUUCUGUUUACAGCCUCAUAAAUAAAAUAAAAAGUGCUUUA